AUGGCGAUGCAAGCUGUCAUUGAUAUCAACAGCGACUCGGACAUUGAAAUUGUGAAUCGAUCUCGCUCGCCAGCCGCCUCCAAGCGAUCCUACUCUGUUGCCUUCUCUCCGGGUGACGAUGGCGAUCCAAAAAGAGUCCGCCUCCUUCGCGCACCAGCUGCUGAAUUCACCGCCGCACACCCGACCUUUCUAUCAGCUACCCUCGGACCUAGUGCGCCUGAGAAGACCAGCAUUCCGUCAGUACCAACAAACCUACAACAAGCCCCUCGUGACAAGAUAACAAGCGCACUCACCUCCGGAACAAAGACUCUCAAGCGGGCAAUUGAUGCGCUCAAGAAGAAGAAGGAUCGAGUCGACAUGGUUAAUAAGUCAUUGGCGACGAUCAUGAAUCGGUUUCAGGUCGUAUGCCACGCGUUGUUGCAAUCAGUGGAGGAACAGGUUCCGGGGCGUCGACACACAAUUACCCCAUCGUUCCCGGGCGUUGAGGCCACUGGUCGGAUGAGUAGUUCAGAAGUGGCCCUUCUAGUUGGAGAGUUGCUGGAUGUAGGACGGGCGGCACUUGUUCAGGUGGACGGACUUUUGAGGUUAAAGAAGAACUUAAAGGCAUUUGCUGCAGGUUCGACAGAGUUAUCGAUGGAGUUAUUUAAGGAGCGUGGAUACGAGCUUGUCGGGAUUCUCGAGGACGCCGGAGUUUUGACGCCGAGGGUGCAAGUUCGAUGA
Messenger RNA from Puccinia triticina, 720 nucleotides. RefSeq lists its product as uncharacterized. The transcript has a single exon. The coding region runs from base 1 to 720 and encodes 239 amino acids. Lineage: Eukaryota; Fungi; Basidiomycota; Pucciniomycetes; Pucciniales; Pucciniaceae. The record is from RefSeq and is a predicted model, not a curated record.